Moesziomyces aphidis is the source of this 1227-nucleotide messenger RNA. The record is from the annotation of a GenBank genome assembly. Lineage: Eukaryota; Fungi; Basidiomycota; Ustilaginomycetes; Ustilaginales; Ustilaginaceae.
AUGAAUGACUUAGCUCACCUUGCGCCGGUGAUCCUAACAUUGCUUGUAUGCCGGAAGCUGUUGCAACUUGACUCGUCUCUACCACCAACGCGACUUGGUCUGCAGGAGGAUGUUGACGGCUGCUGCAGCGGCGCGCCAGCAUCGCUUCGAUGUUCCUCCACCUCGACAUCUUCUUCUGACUCCCACACCCCAGCGCCAGAGUCCAAAGCUGCGCCAUCAUCAUCGACAUCGUCUUCAUCUUCGCCGAGCGGGCACGCUGGUGCUUCGGACUCAGCAAAUCACAGCGCACAUGGCGGGCCACCUUUCUCGUUCGAGCCACCUCGGCCGCGGCGCGGCAAAGUGCGACGCGCGAUGUUUGUGCUCGGCUGGAUCCCCGUGGCCGCAUUCAUCACCUCGCAUCUCUACAGUCUGGGCAACGUGACUGGCGGAUCGAUGUCGCCGACCUUCAAUGGACCAUACGCCGAAGCGUCUGCCGCGAAUGCACGCGCCGAUGUCGUGCUGCUCAACCGCAGCGUCUCGUACCAGCAUAACGAGCUGCGACCUGGCGAUAUCGUCACGCUCAUCUCGCCCCUCGAUCCGCGGCUGCUGCUGACCAAGCGUGUGAUUGCGCUUCCUGGAGACACGGUGCGUGUAUGGGCGCCCGGGGCAUCGACAAGCGCGGGAAAGUGGACUCGUAUCAAGAUCCCGCCCGGCCACGUGUGGGUCGAAGGCGACGCGGCCGUUGACAUUGUGCCACGCAGUCUGGAGAAAGUAGCCAACUCGGCGAGGCUGCCAGCGGGCGUACGCAACAAGAGCCGCGACUCGCGCGAGUUCGGCCCCGUUCCCAUGGGCCUGAUUACAUCCAAGAUCGACUGGAUCGUGUGGCCGCCAAAGCGAUUCGGGCCCCCAGGGCCAAGACCCACGCCAGCACCGCAGAGGACACAGGCGGGACAGUAUCCGCCGUCACUUACGGAGCCAGAGGAUCGAUCCACUCAGGUCAACCCGAGUCUCGCAAGGAUCCUGGACGAGAUGACGCAGCUUGCACCGGGUGCGCGCGCCAAGGCGCAUCCCGAGGACUCGGUCAUCAGCCCGUACAUCGACUGGAACGAUCCCAACGCCGAACCGGAAGCACACGAUAUAGAUGCAGGGACCGCAGAGUCGGGUGUUCUUGAAACAGCGGGGGAAGCGCGGAAAACAGCGUGGAACAGUCUCAGCAGAGGCGGCCGACUCGGCGACGAUGCCGACUAG